This is a messenger RNA of Plasmodium berghei ANKA, 2121 nucleotides long. Its product is annotated as riboflavin kinase, putative. The transcript has a single exon. Gene Ontology annotation, molecular function: riboflavin kinase activity. Lineage: Eukaryota; Apicomplexa; Aconoidasida; Haemosporida; Plasmodiidae. The coding region runs from base 1 to 2121 and encodes 706 amino acids. Gene Ontology annotation, biological process: riboflavin biosynthetic process; FMN biosynthetic process. The record is from RefSeq and is a predicted model, not a curated record.
AUGAAACAUCAUGAAAAUAAAAAUAAUAUAGCAAUUAUAGAUGCAGAUUACUACGUUAUAAAUUACAAAAGUACUAUAACCACAUAUAUACAAAAUGUAUGCAACAAUAUACUUAGAAGUAAAAGGGAAAAUAUAAAUGAUCAAAAUGCUGAUAAAAGAAAAAUAAUUAUUUGCAUAUUUAUGUUAAAAAUAUUUUUAAUAAAUAUCGAAAAUAAUUUAAAUUUAUUCGAUUUUUUAUAUGAUGUUAUUAACAAAUAUCAUUAUUUAAUUAAUAAUGAAAAGGCACAAUCCUCUUCAUGUAAGGAAAAAGUGGAAAAUAACAAAAUCAAUAGUAACAAUUUCAGUGAUAAUAAAUUUGAGCAAGCCAAUAUAGGAAUAGUUAGCAAAACAAAUCAAGUAGAAUCACCGAGUGCAAUAAAUAAAAAUGUGCAAAAAAAAAAUUCCCUCUUGGAAAAUAUAUCCAACUUAAACUCAAAAUUAGAUAACGACACAGAAAAGGUUACCAAAGCACCCGAAAAUGAAAAUUCAAGUCAAAAUACUUUAAGCAUAGAAAGCAAUAACAACAGUAAUCCCCAUAUAACAAGUAGUUUAAUGCAUAAUUUAAUUAUAGAUAAAUACUAUGAUAAUAUUGACAAUGUUUUGGUUUCAAAAAUAGGGUUGCUAAAAAUUAAAAAUUAUUGCCAUAUAAAUAAUAAUAAUUCUUCAUCAGAAAACAUGGAAACAAAUAAUUACAAUGCAGACAAAAAUGGGGAUAUAUCUGCAUCAACUAAUAAUAAGUUAAAAUGGAAAAAUAUGCAUAAAAAAGGAGACACAUAUAUCGGUACUGACUCUAUAAGUUUUACACACAAUGAUAAUGUGGGUAUUUCAAAUCCAGACGAUGAAUAUAUACCAGAUAUUUAUUCGGAUGAAUUUGAUGAUAUAAAUUCUGAUAAUUCACAAUCAAAUGAAUCAUGCUUAAAAAAUACAAAAUCGGGGAUUGUCUGUGAUUCAGAAAAUUAUAAUAAAUUUUUAAUAAAUUAUAACAAAAUAAAGUUCGAUUUAAAACAUUUUAGUGAAUUUUUUAACUUAAAGUAUAUUACAAAUGAGAUAAGUAAAAAAAAAAAGAAUUACGAAGAAAAAACCAUUAAAUAUAUAGAAAAAUUGUAUAGAAUAAUAAUAUUGUCAAAAUUACACAUAGGUGCUUAUAAUUUUUUGAAAAUUUUAAAAAAAAAAAAAUUUUAUUUUAUAUUUUAUAGUUCAAAUAAAAAUUUAACAAAUUUUUUAUUUAAAUAUUUUAAAAUUUCAAAACUUUUAAAAGGUAACUAUACAAUAAUAGAUUCAUUUGAUGAACUUAAAAAAUAUGAAGCUUGUAAAUUUUUUUUAGUAUUUAGUAAUAGAUCAUGUUUUAUAACACACAUGAAAAGGGGUGGAUAUUUUAAAAUAGUAUCAGGAAAUAAAAAUAAAAAUUCUAUAUCAACUAAUUGUGAUGAUAUUGAUUAUGAAGAUAUAAAAAUAUAUAACUAUGAUAAUCAAAUUGAAAAUAAAGAUAGCGAUUGUAAUGAUAAUAAGCUACAUGAACAUUCCUCUACGAACAUCCCAAAUGAAUCUCCCAAUAAAUCGAAUGAUGUUGUCUAUCCAUUGUCACGAAAUUGUAAUUUAACAGAAGAUAUAUAUUCAUGGAGAAUAUUAUAUAUAUUUAAUAAAUACAUAUAUAUAUAUGGAAAAGUUGUAAAAGGUUUUGGAAGAGGUAGCAAAUAUUUAAAUAUUCCCACAGCAAAUAUUUUUAAUGCGAAUUUAACAGAAGCUGAUAUAAUGCCUGGAAUUUAUUUUGGUAUAUCAAAACUAAAACAUAAAAUAUAUAAAACUGUUGUAUCUAUAGGAUAUAAUCCUUAUUUUCAAAACAAGCAUAUAACUAUAGAAGCUUUUUUAUAUUAUAAAACAAAUAAUUUAUUUUACGAUGAAAAUAUAGAGUUAAUAAUCGUUGGAAUACUUAGGAGUGAAAGUAAUUUCUAUGAAUUAUCACAUCUGAUACAUGCAAUACAAUUUGACUGUGAAUUAGCUAGAAUUGCUCUAAAUCAAAUUAGUCAUGAUCAGUAUUUUAAAAAAUGUAAAAAUUAUCUUAGUUCUUGUAAACACAUAUAA